GUAGGGUACUCCCCCUGUAAAAACAAACAAAGGUGUAUUGGGUAAAGAUCGAAUCAGCCUCAGCACGUACAUGCACAUGGAAUAGAACUGUACAGAGUGUCUAGUAUAGUAGCUAGCCAUGUCUACUACUCUGAUCCAAGUGACCAAUGUGUCACCCUCUGCUGGCCUCCAACAAAUGAGGGAGCUGUUCAGUUACUUUGGAGACAUUGAGGAACUGAGGCUCUUCCGUGAGGAGGAGUUUGCUGCUCUGAGUGUCCCCUCCAAGGUGUGCUUCAUCAACUUCAUGGAGGAAGACAGUGCAGCUGCUUGUCUCCACCUUAGCAACACUGUGCUCAUAGACAGAGCUCUCAUCAUAGCACGAUCAAGACAUGCUGAGAUUCCUGAUAGUUCUGCUGCGAUGUUCCUGGCAGCCCCGGCCAUUGCCCUGGCCAACAGCGCUAGCAAACCAAUGGGUCACACUGCACCUCUCCUCCCGACACCUCCCUCUAUGGGGGCACCAGCACCCACUGGACCAGCCUCCAUGGCUAUGGGAGCUGCUAUUAACCCUGCAGCUCUCUCCCAGCUCACUGCCCCCCUCAUAAUGAUACUACCCACACCUGCCCCCCAGCUAUCCCAGCUCACCGCCCCCCUCUCACUGACCCCACCAAGAUCGAGGAGAUAUGACGCACCAUCUAUGUCGGCAACCUGGCUAGCAACAUGACGGCUGAACAAGUGCUCACUUUCUUCCAGCCUUGUGGUGAGAUCAAGUACGUGAGGAUGGCCGGAGACGAGACCGAACCCACCAGGUGAGGGGUUGCUAGUCAAUUUAGUUUACGUUUGCAGUACCUGAGUCUGUGCCCAUAGCCCUUCAAUACAACGGAGCCAUGUUUGGAGAGCGUCCAAUCAAUUGCAGGCAUACUAUGAUCGAGUGAGGGCCUCCUCCCUGCGUACCACGGUCACAGUGGACCAGGAGGGGAGGGGACAGGGGCAGAGGUUGAGUACCCGAGUACCCCCAGGACCAGUUCAGUAAAGAUGCCCAAACACUCACU
Molecule: messenger RNA, 1028 nt
Organism: Halichondria panicea
Lineage: Eukaryota; Metazoa; Porifera; Demospongiae; Suberitida; Halichondriidae
Product: serine/arginine-rich splicing factor 11-like
Exons: 6
Coding region: 119-700 (193 amino acids)
Cellular component (GO): nucleoplasm
Molecular function (GO): RNA binding
Source: RefSeq, a predicted model, not a curated record